GUUCUUGGUUGUCGUCUCCCCACGUAAACCUUCUCGCUUCUCCGUCUCUCCGACCUUCGUGUUCCAACGCACGAACACAAACUUUCUCUACAAAAAAAUCAAAUCUCCAUUCCAAAUGAUUCAAACCAAAUGCUGAGAAAAGUCAAAGUCAACGAAACCACACAACUUCCCACGCGCCGCCACUGAAUCGCGAUGAGUUCGUGGAAGCAAUUGAGCAGGCUCGUCGACGGCGUAUCGCUCGUGGCGAAGGAGAUCUACCACCAGUCUCCUGAGCUGCAGAGGGCGAGGAACGGAGAUCUCGAAGCCUUGGGGAAGAAGGCUCUGGUCGCCGCCACCGACUUGGUCGGACUCACCUCCGGGAAGCUUCGCGGCCUCUCGAGCCGUCGAUCGAAGGAACCGUCUGUAGUAUUCUUCGACGACAAGGACGACGACGGAUCGAGGAAAGGCGAUGUAACCGUCCCUGUGGAGCCUGAGGUUGUUGCAAAACCUACUAUUGUUGAUUCGAAGAUCGUGAGAAGUGAAUCUGUCGAUGAAGCUAGGGUUGUAGAUAGAGAGGGAGAGAAUGUUGGAGUUAGAGCUGAGGUAGCUACGGUGAAGAGAAGGAGGCCUAGAGAACGGAAGGUUCCAUCAACUCCUAUGGCUAGAGCUUAUGGGUUUUUCAAUCUUGGAGCUGGUCUUGCUUGGGGAGCUGUUAAGGAAUCGACCUACAGGCUUGUGAAUGGAACACCACCCACACAAGGGAAUAAGCCUGCGCUCUCGUCUAUUCUCUCUGAGGAAAAUGCAGAAAGAUUGGCUCUUGGGUUGUGUGAAAUGCGUGGAGCUGCACUUAAAGUAGGCCAAAUGUUGAGUAUACAGGACGAGUCACUUGUUCCUGCUCCGAUCUUGAAUGCUCUGGAACUUGUGCGUCAAGGUGCAGAUGUGAUGCCAAGGAGCCAACUUAAUCCAGUUCUGGACGCUGAGUUAGGUCCUAACUGGCAAUCCAAGUUGGGUAGCUUUGAUUACGAACCGCUAGCAGCAGCGAGUAUUGGUCAGGUGCACCGAGCUGUUACUAAAGAAGGAUUAGAAGUAGCAAUGAAGAUUCAGUACCCUGGCGUUGCCAACAGCAUUGAAAGUGAUAUCGAAAACGUCAGACGCUUAUUAAACUACACAAAUCUAAUCCCAAAGGGACUCUUUCUCGACAGAGCUGUAAAGGUUGCCAAAGAAGAGUUGGCACGAGAAUGUGACUACGAGAUUGAAGCAGUUAGUCAAAAGCACUUUCGUAAAUUUCUUUCAGAUACUCCAGGGUUCUACGUUCCUCGUGUAGUCGAUGAGCUUUCAAGCAAAAAAAUCCUAACCACAGAACUUAUCUCUGGAGUCCCCAUUGAUAAAGUAGCCUCGUUAGAUCAAGAAACACGAGACCAUGUCGGGAGGAAGAUGCUUGAACUAACAUUGAAGGAGCUCUUUGUCUUCCGCUUCAUGCAGACAGAUCCAAACUGGGGCAACUUCUUAUACGACCAACCCACGAAAACAAUCAAUCUUAUAGAUUUUGGAGCGGCUCGUGAUUACCCCAAGAAGUUCGUCGAUGACUAUCUACGAAUGGUGAUGGCUUGUGCUAAUAAAGACAGUAAAGGAGUGAUUGAGAUGUCGAGGAGACUCGGGUUCUUAACCGGAGAUGAACCAGACGUGAUGUUAGACGCCCACGUCCAAGCUGGUUUCAUUGUUGGUCUACCUUUUGCAGAACCUGGUGGCUAUGCUUUCAGAACCAACAACAUUACUUCGAGCGUAUCGAAUUUAGGAGCAACCAUGUUGAAACAUAGACUCACACCACCGCCUGAUGAAGCUUAUAGUCUUCACCGUAAACUAUCAGGGGCUUUCUUGGCUUGUAUCAAGCUUGGAGCCACCGUUCGUUGCCGUGAUCUCUUGCUACAAGUUUAUGAGAAGUAUCAGUUCGAUGAUGAGCCACAAGAUUCAGUGGUGGCUUCAAGUUCAGUUUCUUCGUAAAACACUCGGUGUACACAAACUAUAUUAGCCAUUAUUUUUCUCCCUCCAGUUUGGGAGUAGAAGUGAUUCUUGUUUUAGUACACAAUUGAGUUUAAUUUUUAGAAUAAAUUGGUAAUAUUUUCACUAAUGUUGUAAUAUUACAAUAUGCUGGAAAAAUCAAUCAACAAAGUUUAGUA
Brassica oleracea var. oleracea is the source of this 2156-nucleotide messenger RNA. RefSeq names its product aarF domain-containing protein kinase 4. Lineage: Eukaryota; Viridiplantae; Streptophyta; Magnoliopsida; Brassicales; Brassicaceae. Gene Ontology annotation, biological process: ubiquinone biosynthetic process. The coding region runs from base 193 to 1980 and encodes 595 amino acids. Gene Ontology annotation, molecular function: kinase activity. The transcript is spliced from 7 exons. The record is from RefSeq and is a predicted model, not a curated record.